ACAUUGUUCAUCUCGUUUGAGCUGAAUCACAGCUCAGUUCCUGUGAAAAUUCUUGUGCAUCUUUACUCAGAUGUGAGUUUAAGAGUAUAGAAAGAUGUUACAUCUUUAUUGCCUGAUUGUGCUAGCAGUCGCGUCUUCAUUCGCAAAGCAUGUACAUCACUAUGGAGAACCAAGGAUGGGAAUAGCGAAUCCAAUAUGUGAUGAUGCAAAGGUGCAUCUAGAUGUUGAUUGGGAUGGAGAUGCUUUAGACUACACAUGUCCCUCACAUUAUCAUUGGCCAAUUGUUGAGUCCAAGCCAUUAAUUUAUUGUCACCCGCCAGGAACAAAGGAGCCUUCUAGACACUACUGCAUGCACACCAAGUUGGAAUAUGACGAGGAACCACCUCUAAGUGGGAAUCAUCGACCCCUGUGGCCUAAAUAUGGUGAAUACAGAUAUGUACCACCACAAAGAUGGGUCCAUAAUUUAGAGCAUGGGGGAGUUGUUCUUCUCUACCACCCAUGCGGCAGUCGUGCAGAGCUGGCCAUUUUAAAAUCUGCAUUACGGUCUUGCCUGCGCCGCCAUAUCAUCACACCAUACAACAAGCUUACCAAAGAAUAUCCAUUCGCCAUGGUUACGUGGGGAUGCAAGCUCAGUUUGUCUCAUGCAGAUGUGUAUGUGGCGAAGGCCUUCAUAAUGGCACAUGCCAAAAAAGGCCCAGAAGAUCUUGGUAAACCUGGACAAUUUGAUGACCAGCUGCUUCUGCCGGCAAAGGUGGUGCCUGGUUCCGACUUCAAUGAUACCAUCAUCUGCCCAGUAAAUGAUGAAUAUACAGAGGUUGGCGACUAUUCCUAUGGAGUGACAAACCAGGGUAAAGAGUCUGUUAUGGGCAAUGACCUAUCAAGAAUCUUUUUUGAUCUUGCGGAGAUGUUGGAGAGCAACUAAUUCAGCAAACUGGUGAAUACUCGUGGAGCAACAAAUCGGGGUAAAGUGGCUCCUCCCAGUGGCUUGUCUUUCUUGAUGUUAUAUAUGUUUAUGUAUUUGAGGGAAACUAAUUCUAUCGAUCAGUCACAAAGGAUUACAGCUGCUGCUGAAGGUAUACUGAUUUUUCACAAUGUUAUCAAAGUUGUCAGUGUGAAUAUGAACAUGUCUUUACAUUGUAUAGAUAUUUUCAUAGCAUCUAUUUAUAUAUAUGGCGCUUGUCCUACUGCUGCUGCUACUGCGAUGCACUUGGUCGUGAUUGGUCGAGACUGGUGCAUGCGCCGUAACCCCGUACGCCCGCAUCACUUGGUCGAUAUUACUGGUGUAUGCGCCCGCGUACCAGUACUACACCAUGCGAUACGCUUUAUCGAUCAUACGACAUCAUGGUUCCAUCUUCUGGGAAUUUGUCUCGGCUCUCAAGCGGGGCAUUAUUCCGACUUUUAACCGCGCCUCGUCAACGCUGCGGAUUUUGUAAAUGUGAAAUGUAAUACGACCACAGGUACAUGAACUGCUUAAAAAUAUGUUAAAGCGAGUUCUGACUUGCAAGUACUUUCACAGAUUUUAUUUUUACAAAUGACUUGCAAGCUACUUCAGUGUUAAUUAAUUCACCUAUGCCAUUGUACAUAUUAAAAACAGUGAGUGAAUUAAACUGCAUUAUUAUAUACAUAAAGUUUUUUUAUCAAGUUCUUGAU
Messenger RNA from Priapulus caudatus, 1650 nucleotides. RefSeq lists its product as uncharacterized. Bases 95 to 922 code for a protein of 275 amino acids. The transcript is spliced from 9 exons. Gene Ontology annotation, cellular component: cytoplasm. NCBI's taxonomy places the organism in Eukaryota, Metazoa, Priapulida, Priapulimorpha, Priapulimorphida, Priapulidae. The record is from RefSeq and is a predicted model, not a curated record.